AUGUCAACUGCAGGGAAAAAGCCUACUGGUGAGGAAGUUGCCCCCACCCGCAGUGAUGCCCCUACCCGAUCGCAAGAACCACAAGGACAACGCCAACAGACAGAUUCUGUAAAAACGUCAAGCAUGCCUGCGGGCGAGAAUGCCGGAGAUGGGGUCACCUUACCACCUAUUUCCCCAUCGUCUACUAAACUACGGCGUGGUUCCUUGCGUGCACGCAAUAACUCUAUACGCCACAGCCACAACCACAACUACGGUGCUACCAGCGUCGUGAUGAGCUCAUGCCCUGUUAUUCCGCAGAACGAUGGUACACGCGAUGGGGAAACGGAGUAUGUGGUGAUCAGCACGAAGGAGAUUACACACCUGAGCAACACCUUUGAUACCACACCUUCCCACGUACGUGAUGUGGCGGUUGCGGCGGAGGGUGAUCGGGAGUUAAUGCUGGCGAUUCUGCAGAGUGAAGUGGAGGAGCGCGAGCAGCGGGGGGAUUCGCCCUCGGCUUACUCCUCCGCCCGGCGGGAUCGCGGGGGUGGGUCGGGGAUUCCUCGUCUAUUGUUUGGCUCCAAGUACACUGUGCGGCGACUGAUGAAUAUUCUUGCCCUUCCACCAUCGUGGGAGUCGGAUGUGAUUCUCGCACUGAACCGCGCCGAGGGAGACGCCCAAAUCGCUCUCUCAGAGCUUGCGUUGAAGAUUGAGAAGGCAAACGGUUUUUCCACCGCUCGGCUCACACAUGAUGGAGAUCCCUUGUCGGAUGAACAGGUGAAGGAGCUGCAGAGCUUUAUGAAUAGGCUGGAUACUACGCUUGAGGUUACAAAAGCACAGGCACUCCAAAGUGAAUUUCCAGAGAGGCCAAUGCGGGAUAUUGAAGAUGCGUUGCUGCUCACUGACGGAGAUUUGGGACAGGCAAGACUCUAUUUGCAGCAGGUACCCUCCCAGAGGGUAUCACGACAGGGUAUCGAUAUCAUUAUAGGUCCUCCCCCAACGAAUGUAUUUACCAGGAGAGAGAGGCGAAGGCCAUCACGACGAUGUUCUAUGGUCAGUAUAUCAAACCCACGCGAAGAUGAUGAUAAGGGACAGAAUUCAAAAGGUACCAGUACUCGUACAAGCUUAGAGGCAGUUACUACUAAUGCUACUCCUGCUGAUGCCUCCAAAACUUCCAUUCCUUGUCCUCAAUCUGCAAGAACAGCAAGCUCUGCACGCAGUACGGACUGUCGUUCAGGGCGUCAAUCUGGAAGUCAAGUGUCCCCUGAGACUAACAACAGACUAGCAGGAACAGUAUCACUUUCAGAUCUCCCCACAACAUCGAAUACAGGAAAAACAGCGACCAAUGGGAUGAAGAUACAAAUGCCAACAUCACGGCCAAGUGGCACAAAUGUAUUCACCUCCCCGUCUUCUAUAGGGAGAGAAGUGAAGCGUGGGAACCUGGAAGCAUUAAACGUCCGUAGUGAUGAUGACGAUGAUGUUGAUCCUUUAUCACCAAAAUGUAUGGCAGCAAUUGCUUCAGCGCUUAAUGUUUCAUCAGAGAGCAGCAAAUUUGAGGAUCUACUUACAUCUCUCGAACCGUCACCCCCAUCAGCUUGCGUUUCAAAAUCAAGUUCACCUGCACGUACCGGAGUACAGCCACUAUCAACUGCACCUGCGAAGAUGGGAUCACCUUCACCGGCCAGAGUACCACCACCUCCGCCUCCAUCAUCAUCAGCAGCUGUUAAAAGUGGACCAACUGCACCAACAUCAACUACUGCAGCUGCGAAGAUGGGAUCACCUUCACCGGCCAGAGUACCACCACCACCGCCUCCAUCAUCAUCAGCAGCUGUUAAAAGUGGACCAACUGCACCAACUGGAUUACCACCACCACCUCCUCCUCCAUCAUCAUCAGCAGCUGUUAAAAGUGGACCGCCUGCACCAACUGGAUUGCCACCACCACCUCCUCCUCCAUCAUCAUCAGCAGCUGUUAAAAGUGGACCGCCUGCACCAACUGGAUUGCCACCACCACCUCCUCCUCCAUCAUCAUCAGCAGCUGUUAAAAGUGGACCGCCUGCACCAACUGGAUUGCCACCACCACCUCCACCACCAGCAAUGGGUGGUAAAGGCGCACCUCCUCCUCCUCCUCCUCCUCCACCGGUACCAAUAGGCGGUAAAGGAGCACCGCCUCCACCUCCUUUACCAGGAAUAGGCGGUAAAGGAGCACCACCUCCACCUCCACCACCUCCACCAAAGUCCACAUCGGGGCCUACACAGCUUGGUCCAACACGAAAUAUCCCUAUUGAUGCUAUACGAAGUGUUGCUAAAAACUCUGCAUUUGAGGCUGAUGGCGCUAUUGUGCUACCUGAGAAGUAUCGCAAAGAACUUAUUGAUGAGUUCAAACGUGUGGAGGCAAAGGGAGCGGCUGGACCAGCAGUCAAAAAGAAUGUAGAGGUUAUAUUGGACUCUAAUCGUGAACGUAAUGUUGGUAUCGUGCUGCAGUUUCUACGACUCCCUAUACAGACUAUUGAGGCGAGUGUGCGUACCUUUGAUGCACUCACACUUGGAGAGGAACACAUUUCUGGUCUCGUUAAGAUUAUUCCUACCGCUGAAGAUCUUCAGUCAAUUGAUCGUUGGAUGAAGCGAAACCCUAAUGUGAAAACAUCACAGCUUCAUCAGUUAAGUUUACCCGUUCGUUUUUUCUUAAUGACUAUGAAAGUUGACCAUUAUGCUGACCGAUUACACUGCUGGAACUUUAUGAAUGAGUUUGGAGGUCGAAUUGAAGAUCUUGAGUUUAAACUACAACGUGCACUGGAUGGAGUUAAUGCAGCGAUGGAAUCCCCUCAUUUACCCCGUAUGUUGCAAUUUGUUCUUGCACUUAGUAAUGUUUUGAAUACAGGCAGUCGUUUUCAAGGGGCUAAGGGAUUUCCCAUAUCGCAACUCCUACAUAUUAUUGAUUUCCCAACGACUAAUAACAAACGUGUUCUACUAGAAAUUCUGGUAGAAAUUGUUGACCAACAGGAUCCUAGUGUACACAAGUGUACAGAGGAACUUCUUCCUGCAGUGGAAUGGGCCUCUAACUUUGAUCUACCGGGAGUAGCACAAGAAGUGAAGGCUUUUCGGGGCCGUUUACAAAAAUGUGGUACACUCGUUCGUGCUAUUCCAGAUGAAAAUCAAUGGCCAGUGAAACUUGGAAGGUUUAUCCGAAAUGCUCUUCCAACGUUAGAAAGAGUAGAAGGUUUGGUGGCUGAAUUAAAUAGGAAGAUAGAAACAAUGCCAGAAUAUUUCUGUGAGAAGUCUAACUCUUUUUCAAUGAAUGAUACCAUGCGUUAUCUUGCCACCUUCGCGAAGAGGUAUGACGCCAAGAGAGCCUUAUAUGAACAGUUGAAGGAAGCGGGGCAAAUGGGAAAUGAAAGUAACAUUUCAAAGGAAACAAAUCAAAACGGUAGAGGUGAUCAACAGGAACAUUUUCGCAAUGCGGAAAAUGCCAGAGCAAAGUCAGAGUCCAGCGCGGAUAAGAACUCAAGACGAACAUUAUCUUUUAUACUGCCGCAGGAUAGACAAGAUCAACAAGGACCAAAUCAUAAUCACGAGACGCGAGGAGGAAUUACUUCUGGUAAGAUGAACGGAAAUCCACCAAGCGUUCUUAAAAACUCUACCGGAGGUCAAGGGUCUGAUACCACUGGUAAAUCUAAGAACCAAGGUGGUAAUUCCGCACCUCAGAGAGUCCUUUCCCAUUAG
Messenger RNA from Trypanosoma theileri, 3699 nucleotides. Its product is annotated as putative formin. The transcript has a single exon. The coding region runs from base 1 to 3699 and encodes 1232 amino acids. The record is from RefSeq and is a predicted model, not a curated record. NCBI's taxonomy places the organism in Eukaryota, Euglenozoa, Kinetoplastea, Trypanosomatida, Trypanosomatidae.